Stegastes partitus (bicolor damselfish) is the source of this 1796-nucleotide messenger RNA. Its product is annotated as mucin-22-like. The transcript is spliced from 9 exons. Bases 1 to 1434 code for a protein of 477 amino acids. The record is from RefSeq and is a predicted model, not a curated record. NCBI's taxonomy places the organism in Eukaryota, Metazoa, Chordata, Actinopteri, Pomacentridae.
AUGAAGCUCAUGUUUCUUGAACCACAUGUCGACACUGAACCAGAGGAAACGGACUCACAUGUUUCGGAGGUGGCGCUGGUCGGACCUCCUGGACUCUACCGCACCGGCUUCACGUCGGUCGGUCCUCUGGCUGCCAUAACCGUGGCCUGGACCCGGUCCGAGAACAAGCUGGCUCGACUGCUGCCGGUCUGCUUCGCUGCCAACACCAACAGUUUGCAGUCGGAGCCCCGGUGUGUGUGGUUGUACCAAAGGGAGAUGAAGGCGCUGCCGACGGGAACAGAGUUGAAGUGCGGCAAGUCGGAGAUGACGCUGGUGCUGCCCGUCACCUCCCUGAGCGAGAUCAACCUGGCCGAGCUGCAGCUCAACAGCCCCACCUGCCCCGUCAGCUACAACAGCACUCACCUGACCGCCAGCAUCCCACUGAGCGGCUGCGGAACCAAGACUGUGCACUCUGGUAACGAGCUGGUUUACACCAACACCUUGAAGAGCGUUCGUCCGUUCACGAUGGUCAGUCGUAAACCCUCCCUGAUGCUGCCGCUGGCCUGCCGGAUCCCCGCAACUCUGGUCAAAGGUCCCAACUACCAGAUCAGCAUGCCCACCGAGACCGAGGUCUUUGGAGUGAUCGAGGUCUGGCUGGAGAUCCACCUUCCUGGACAAGGGCCGCUGUCCAGGUUCACCGCCGACGCCCAGUUUCGCACCAACAACAUCUACCGAGGACGAAUUCGUCGGCAAGCAGAGUCAGAAACGCAGAGUGACGUCACCACCACCGCCUCCACCAGUAACACCACCACCUCCUCCGCUAGCACCACCACCGCUGCAGCCAUCGGGUCCAGGAUCGAGUCCCUGGACCUCCAUGUGUUGUCCAACUGCAGCGUGGAUCGGGCCGAGAUGGUCGUGAGCAAAUGUCUGGAGUCUGAGACGGAGGACUUUGCCGAAAGUCGUCCGAUCGUGGACCAAGGGUGUAUGAUGUCCAGCGAGUCCUUCGAGAUCAUGACCACACAAAAUAACUCCAGGGUUUACCGGCUGAACAUGACAGCCAUGGAGCUCACAGGAUCGACGAUGUACAUCCGGUGCACGGUGAACCUCUGCAUCGCCACCAUGCCGUCCGCCAAGUGUCCCGACCUGUGCACCCGCUCCAUCGGCCACCGGACCCUGAUCGGCAGCGUGUUCACCAGCAGCUACACCGUCACGUCCGGCCCGGUCAGCCUGGUGGUCACCACGCCGGCGCCGACCACCGUGACCGACACGCCGACCACCAUCACGACCACCACGACCACUACCACCGGCGCCACCUUGACCCCCGUCAUCAACACCGUCAGCGUCGUCCCCACAACAGCCACCACGGCACGAGCUCCAGAAAAGUCCUGGUCCCUGAUAACAGCAGCGACUUUAACAGCCGUCAGCAUAUUCCUGCAGAAGUUCGUCCUUCACUGAACAUGCUGCUGCUGCUGCUGCUGCUGUUUAUAAUCUGUUUCACAAAUGUUAAUUAAAACCAGAGCACACGACUGUCAAAGAGAGAAACGUAGGAUUUGCUGCACUGCUCACACUGAAUGAUCACUUUAUCUCCGGCGGUGGAAGGAUAUGAAAGGACACAGCCAGACGUUCUCCAUAAGAACGAGCUGAAGGUUUAACUCAGGCCUGUGCUUCCUGAUGACUGAGACGCUGACUGAGUCUGGACGUUGUUGGAAGUCUUUUCUUUCACUGCGCUGACAGUUCUCUGCUCUUUUUAACAUAUAAAAAUAAAUAUAUUUUCAGAUACAUGUAAUGUAUAUUAUAUAUUUUUGAUGCAAUAUUUG